GCGCCGAUGUUUUCGUUGUACGGGUGUUCCACAAUUUGCUCUUGAGUUGUUCAUUUCUUUGAGACAACUGUCCGAGCAGUUCAUCUAAAAACGGUUGAACUGAUAAUUGUCAUUGACAGCCGAGGUCAGUCUAUUUAUGCCGACACACACUGCAAGACAGGUGAACAGAAUGGAUCCCCGCUCGGCGGCGGUCUGUUUGGCCCUCGUCCUGAUGUUAGUGGCGGGCCCAGCGAAAGGAGUUUGGUUGGAGGUGUUCGCUACUGAAGAAGGUGUGGGACAGACAGUCAUGGAUGCCUGGAAUGCUGCGGCCGGUGCAGAAGUUCGUCACUACAAGUGUUCCAUUGUGGAGCAGUGGAGUUCGCUCACUAUCAGUCGGGUGAAGAUUGUAUUGGAGGCCUCCGACGGAAAUAAAGAGUUCAUAUUCAAUGGGCAAAACUCCGACAAGACCAACUGGUUCACCAAGGCUCGGCUUCUCUCAUCACCAUAUACUGACAUCCAAACUUCAACUCAAAACGUCUUCUCAAUUGUAGGCGAUGAAGUUCCUAAAAGGCGAUUCUACAUCAACAAAUUCUAUAACGGAUGUAACGGCGACCAUGGUUGGCUGGUGGUGGCCGACGCUGGGACGGGCGGAAUUUGCGCAUGGGAACGGGCAGAAGCAGCUGUACAUCCUCACGUUCUGUAUUCUAAACUGAGCACCGCCGUCAACUGGGCUGACGCGGCCAAUGUUGGAAAGGCAGAUCGUAUGCGAAUCUACCUCGAAGGGGAGAACUUGCUUUGUAAUCCUCCUGUCGAUAUCUCCUGCACCACGGAAGAGAAGACCAUGACUAGAAAUGCAUACAGCGUGACUUGUCCCUCUGGUUGUACUUCGGUCUCCAAAACAGUCUGGGGCACUGAAACCUACACGGAUGACUCCAGUAUCUGCCGUGCUGCUAUCCAUGCCGGGUGGAUCCCAGACAGUGGCGGCACCGCACCUGUCUACAGGAAGCCCGGGGAGAGUUCCUACGUCGGGAGUACACAGAACGGAGUCACAACCGUGUCGUACGGCUCUUGGCCCCAAUCAUUUGCGUUUGGUGUCAAUAUCGCCUUGAGGAAGCAAGCGUUUCAAACAAGCACUGGUGAGGGUGGCGAUGCCGGUCAUGCCGUUGACGGGAAAAUCACAACCACCUUUUCCCAAGGCUCCUGUUCACACACAGCGAAUGGGGGGGAGGCUAAUCCAACCUGGUGGGUGGAUCUCGGCCAAUCUUAUGUUGUUCGCAGAGUAGUCAUCACCAACCGCCGGGACUGUUGCUCCGAUCGACUCAACCCCUUCAACAUCCACAUCGGGGAUUCCGCCCAGGUCACCACGAACCCCCAGUGUGGAGGGGACCAUAACAUCGCGCUGAGUCUGUCGGCCAUGUCCGUCACAUGUCCGGAAAUGCGCGGACGCUAUGUGGGCAUCCAUCUUUCCGGAGCCUCCAGAAUACUGACCCUGUGCGAAGUCCAAAUAUUUGGUGAUCUUGAUGAAUGUACUGAUGGUACUGACAACUGCAGCCCACAAGGCUCUACUUGUACCAACACACCCUCGAGUUUCACCUGUGCUUGUGACGCAGGCUAUUCCGGCGACGGCGUGACCUGUACUGAUAUCGAUGAAUGUGCCAAUGCCAACGGUGGUUGUGAGGGAACGUGCACCAACAACGGGGGAAGCUUCGUCUGUUCCUGUGGGGCUGGUUUUGUCUUGAAUGCCGAUGGACUUAAUUGUGAUGAUGUCAAUGAAUGUGACAGUGGCAACGGUGGAUGUUCACAAACGUGUACGAACAACCGAGGAAGCUUCGUCUGUUCCUGUCGUCACGGUUAUUCUUUGAAUGCUGAUGGCCUGAACUGUGAUUUGGAUUGCGGUGUCCUGUACCCUGGCCUCCUACCAGCCAGCAAUUUUGGUGUCUACGGGGGCAAGUGCUUCUGGUCCUCCAAUGGCCGACGACCACACAACCAACGGUUGACCUACUCGGCGGCCCUACAGGCUUGUCAAGGUCACGGCGGCACACUGAUCAUGAUCAAGGACCACGCCACCCAAACAGCCAUCCUGGACCAUCUGAAGGUGAAGAGUGUCAAGGGCCGGAAGGAAAGGAGGUUUUGGAUGGGACUGGACGACCUUAACGCUGAGAACACUUUCCUCUGGAAUGACGGGACCCCCCUAGGAAGUUACGACAGGUUCAAGUACGACGGUCCACACAAGGAGAGGGACUGUGUGACUCUCUGGAAGCCCCAGAAGAGGGUUCCUCGUUGGUUCAUCAAGCCCUGCGAGAACAGCUACCCGUACAUCUGCCAGCUGGGCACCGGCAACGGCUGAGCCGAAUGAGACAACGACGUAUGCUGACGUCAGACUCACAACAUCGCAAUGACGUCAAACCAUCAGCUCUUUGUUUUUUCUUCGUUUCAAAGCACUACAUUUUUAGAUAUUCUGGUGUGGUAUAAUUCUAAACGAAACUGUAUAAAUUGUCAUUUCAUCAUUCACCAUUGUAGUAAAUAAAGUAAUUCCUCUAUUACAUUCCCUGCAUAAGCUCCAUACUUAAACGUAUCAAUACAUUCGUAAAGUUCUAUGUUAUGUUCAGAUCUAACGCGUAACGAUGUUCUAACAUUUGUCGUGUUGCUUAUUGUCUAAUACCAGACGAUAGGUUGUUGAAUUAAGAUUUGUUAUGGUGUAAUUAUAAUCAUAAUAGAGGUAGACGCUGUGCCAUUUAAAUAUGCAUAGCUUUAUCACAUAAGUACAUUUUAGAUACAGGCACACAAUGUCCUUCUUAUGACGGAUAUCACGCCAAGUUUACUUGAUGAAAAGUUGACAACAUCCAGGUUGUGCGUUUUCUUGACUUUUGGAAGAUAGCAAGUAUUGGAAUGGUGAUUCUGUCAUAGAGGUAGACGCUGUGCCAAUAGAACAUGCAUAACU
This is a messenger RNA of Branchiostoma floridae (Florida lancelet), 2920 nucleotides long. RefSeq lists its product as uncharacterized. The record is from RefSeq and is a predicted model, not a curated record. NCBI's taxonomy places the organism in Eukaryota, Metazoa, Chordata, Leptocardii, Amphioxiformes, Branchiostomatidae. The transcript is spliced from 19 exons. Bases 137 to 2326 code for a protein of 729 amino acids. Gene Ontology annotation, molecular function: calcium ion binding.